This is a messenger RNA of Parathielavia appendiculata, 1219 nucleotides long. RefSeq names its product P-loop containing nucleoside triphosphate hydrolase protein. The record is from RefSeq and is a predicted model, not a curated record. Gene Ontology annotation, biological process: mitochondrial respiratory chain complex I assembly; iron-sulfur cluster assembly. The transcript has 2 exons. Gene Ontology annotation, cellular component: mitochondrion. The coding region runs from base 91 to 1017 and encodes 308 amino acids. Gene Ontology annotation, molecular function: ATP binding; ATP-dependent FeS chaperone activity; 4 iron, 4 sulfur cluster binding. Lineage: Eukaryota; Fungi; Ascomycota; Sordariomycetes; Sordariales; Chaetomiaceae.
AUUCGGUAUUUUGGAUAUUGUAGCAUGUAAAUAGACAACAACACCUCCAAAUCAAUGGAUAAAUGAUGAUAAUACCUCUCAGAGCCCGUCAUGAGAUCCCACAUCAACCGUCGUCUUCUGCACACAACCCAGUUGCUUCACCAUGAGAACCCUCUUGGCCUCCCCCAAAAGGGCGCAAUCCCGCGCUUCCAGCGCGGCCUCCCCACGAAACGCCCCAUCCGCAACGUCUCGCACAUCCUAGCCGUCUCCUCCGCCAAAGGCGGCGUAGGCAAAUCCACCAUCGCCGCCAACCUCUCCCUGGCCUUCGCCCGCCUUGGUCUCCGCGCGGGCAUCCUCGACACCGACAUCUUCGGCCCGUCCAUCCCGACCCUGUUUGACCUGACCACCACGGGCCCGCCACACCUCAGCCCGUCCAACCAGCUCAUCCCCCUGACGGCUUACGGCGUCAAGACCAUGUCCCUCGGCUAUCUCCAGGAAGACGAGUCCGCGCCCGUCGUCUGGCGUGGGCCGAUGUUGCUCAAGGCCAUUCAGCAGCUUCUUCACGAAGUGGAUUGGACCGCCGGCGGCGGGGAAGGCGGCGGGGUAGACGUGCUGGUGCUGGACCUGCCCCCCGGGACAGGCGACAUCCAGCUAUCCAUCGCGCAGCAGGUGCCGCUGGAUGGGGCGGUGGUGGUGACGACGCCGCACGUGCUGGCGGUCAAGGACGCGGUCAAGGGGGUGGGCAUGUUUGGCAAGGUCGGGGUUCCCGUGCUGGGCCUGGUGCAGAACAUGGGAGUGUUUCGGUGUCCGUGCUGCGGCGGGGAGACGGCCGUUUUUGGCGGGCAUGAUAAGGUGCUGAAUAUGUGUGAGGAGAGGGGGAUCGAAUUGCUCGGUGAUGUGCCGCUGCAUCCGAGCAUUGGGGAGGAUGGCAGCUGGGGGAAGCCGACGGUCGCGGCGGAGCCCGAGUCAGAGAGGGCGAGGGUGUUCAUGGAUGUUGCGAGGAAGUUGGCUGGGAAGAUGAACUUGGAAGUGAGCUAGGGAAGUAUGCGGGGGCUCUGCGUCUUGUAUGAUAUGCAUGGAAACAGUCGCGAUAUAGCAAGGGGAUUGGGACCUGUCCUGUAGGAUAUCGAUAGAGAACCGCUGCGAUGUUUAAUUUGUCGAAAGGACGGCAAGUAGUCACGGCGGUGAGCGGUGUGGAGGCAAAGUACAGGGUAUCUCAUUUUAUAGGCAUACUACGGCU